GAAAGUUCCUGCUCCAGUGAACACUGACUCCAUAUCGCACCUAUUCCAGCUCCACUGGUUGCUUCUGAAGAAAACCUUCUUCAGAGAUGUCCACAGAAUAUGUCCAGCCACCACAUGAUAUCUCAGAAGACAGAUUGGAUGGACGAGAUAAUCGCUGUAACCACAUAGAUGAUCUUUCUGAACAGUUGCUGAAGAGCUGUGAACUCAAAAAGUUACCAAGAAAGGGGAAAACUCUGCAAGUGUCUCCAAAAAGUGAGCUGGAUCAAAAAAAACCAAAGAGGAAGGAUACACCAGCAAUACAUACCCCACCACCAAUAGCAGGCAUUCUUUCAGACCAUUUAAUUGGGAGGUGUGACCUCUCUGAGAAGCCACCAAAGAGCCAUACCACUCUAGCAUGUCAAAACACAGAACAGGAACAGAAAAGGCCCAGAAGAAAAAAUACACCGGCGAUAAAUACACCACCUCUGCUUGCAGGUAUUAAACUACUUAAAGAAGAGAAGCAGACUGUGAUUGCUGAGGAUGAAGAAAAGGAAACUGAAACAUCACCUUUUUAGCUUCUUGUUGUAUUGCCAAGUUUUUGUAAAUACUGGUAUGAGAGUCAGUAGUCAACAUUUCUAAAGCUGUUUCCAUAAUAAUAAUAAUAAUAAUAAUAUCAGAAAUAUAUCCCCUAUUGUCUUUAUACACACAGUGGCCUAAAUCCCAUUAGUCCUGACUAGAUUAGACAGUCAGUCAGUGGGUUUCAUCUGUGUCAAUUCAUAUACAGCAAGUGAAUCAAUGGCUCUACUUUAAUUGAUGUUAACCAGUAGAAUCCAGACCAAUACAUUAGAAAUUUGGGGUGCUGUUGACAUGGGCCUAAAGGCUCAUAUCACUCCCAGCCUCGUGUUGUUCUGUUUGGAUGACAGAGACCAUUAGCCCUGGCCUGGGAUCAAUCCAGGAUCCAGAAGAUGUGGGUCCAGUGGAUCUGGCCCAGUUCCAGGUCAACGAGGCCUUAGCACAGGCCAAAAUGACCUGCUGGUUGCUGUGGAGUUUCUCCAAAACUACAUGGCAAACCCUGGCAGAUCAGACAGCCCUACACACCUCAUACCUCCCUUUGCCGCUCGUGAGAUCUCCGUCUCCAUGUCUGAUGUAGAAACAGGGUGCCUGGCUACAUUGGUGCAGCUUCUCACUAGCAGCAAUGGCAGAGAAAGGUAAGGAGUCCAUGGUGCAUGUACGGGAGGGCAUGUAAACACCAGCUCAUCUCCACGCCAGCCAGGUGGAAAAUCCUGGUUGGGACUCAGGCCAGUAUAUCAUGGGCUUGGCCCUGUUAGCUCAGGGUCAUGCAUUACACCUGCAGUUGUAAUUUUUGGUCAUUUGGAUAUACAGUAUGCAGGUCAUGGCUGCAUGAACAGAGUUCUGCAACUGUAAGUAUUUCACACAGAGUCGAACAUUCUUGGAUAGUACGUAACUAUUUGUCAGUGCCUUCAGUGUAUCAUUUGAUUCACUGGGAUUACCAAAACAGCCAUUACACAUUCUCCACUGCACAAUGGGAUAAUAAGCAAGCACAUUGACAGAUCAGUUCCAAAAAUGUAGGUAUUCAGAUGAAAGGUGGAAUAGCCAAUGCAUCUUAUGCAUUUUAGUUUGUUGCUGUAAUCAGAGGAGAGGCAAAACCUACUGGCCAGACAGACAUAUAUGUCUUAUGAGUAUUCUCCCUGUACUCUGACAGAACAUCCCAUGAAAUAUAGUAGUAUCUUAUCACUAUUUGCCACCUGAGUCUUUUAUAUCUACAAUAUUUUGUGUCUACUGUGCUGCUUGUUGGGACUUGCUCUGUAUGGAGGUCAUUUUAUAUUUGAAACCAAAAGAAAUUCUGAACAUACUGUAACAUUGAGCCUAAUAUAAUAACUUUAUUACAGCCAUUUGGCCAGCACAAUUGAGCCUAAGUAUUUCUCCAUAACUUCUUUGUCCUCUCCUUGUCUUUACUUACCUUGCACUCAAUGGUGCCUUGUAUUCUGGUGGUUUCCAUCCACCAAAAUCAAAAAGAACAAACUAACCAACAGUCACUCAGUGAAGCAGAAGUAUUUCAGACCAGAGUUGAAUUCUGGUAAGUAGAGACCAAUCUGUGGUUCAGCAUCCAUCACACACAUCCAUAAACAUAGACUAUUUUUCAUAAAUCUACAGGGUUAUAUAAAUAAAGCAUAAUAAUAAUAAUAAUAAUAAUAAUAAUAAUAAUAAUAAUGUAGACCCCAUUUUUAUUCUGGACCACUCACAAGACAUUUUUCCCACCAACCCUCAUCCCAUCCAGCUUUCUAACGCCACCUGAACAUUACCCACGCCUUCCCUUUCUGCCAGUAGUAUGCAAGGUGUCCCAUCAUGAGUCUAGUACAAGAUUCAUCCCUUUCUUGUUAUUUCCAGUUAGAUAUUUUUCAUUUCCUUGAAGUAAUUCUAUAAUAAUAAUUAUGCACAUUGCUCUUCUUGCUUGAUUAUCACCUGGGAUUACUAAAUAUUUGAAAAUGCACUUCUGAAUCUGCUGUCAUGGAGCACUCUUAUCAUCAGGUUAUCAUUUAACCAUCGGGAGCAACCUGGCAGCUGUUAAUUUUGAUUUCUGUUGCUUAAAACUAAGCCAGUAUGCUCUUCAUAUCUUAGUGAGGAAGGCACCUCUAUAGACUAUUUAAAAUGAGGCUAUGCCAUUGCAAACUGCUGUUAAUAAGUGAUGAGUCCACAAUUGUUAAUGUUAAUCCAAGUAUUUCAGUUGUAGUAUGAAGUUUAUUAUCUUCAUUUGUACAAGUGAUUUGGUUGCAUUUUCCUCAUUAUCAAAUGUAGAUUUAAUGUAGCACUUGGAAUUAGAAUUUGAUGAGUGCAAUCCAUCUUUGCAACUUUCAAAUUAGAAAACGCAGUGCCAUCUGUAUAGAGACUGCCUGGCAGUGAAACGUCUGUAGGGUGUGUAGUUUUAUGUACUAUGUAAUCUAAUAAGGAUACAGUAGAAUAUGAUUUAUUUGGAUAGACAAUUCUUUCAUAAUCUUUGACCUAUUUUUUUGGAGGAGCAGAAAACUGCUUUACUUUUUAACGUCUGUUUGUUUUCAGCUUAGGUUCAGUGCAUACAUCAAGCUGGAAUUGUUUGGUCACUGUCUUCCAGUGAUGUCAAACACUAUGAAAUUCUGACAUUAUGUACUGUCUUAUUCACUGCAUUAGUUUGCAUGGCGUACUGCUUGAAGUGUGGAAAUGUCAUGACUAUCAUAUUGUGCAUCAUUAUUUAUUACAUACGAAAAUACCCACAAGAGAAGUUUUGUUAAUAGCACCUAAGGGUGCAACGUCCAUGUUCCUGUUUUUAGCAAUGUUAUGUCCUACUUGUUAAGGGCCUAUGUGAUCUCAUUUACCAAAAGUAUAGGGAAUCAUGCCCAUUCUAGCAAGAACAUUCAGCUUAGUGGUUCAGACCAGAGCUUAGAACUAACUAGUUACAAAGAGCUAGUUGUCUAUAAUUUAUUCAUUUCCUCAAAGGCAGAAUUACAUUACAGCUGUAACUUAACAAGGUAUAACUUCACUCAUUUUCAAUGUAAUUAUAACUUUUAGUUACUUUUGUAGCUACAGAAGUGUGGCCUUACUAAAUGACAGAAGAGGAAUAGCACAUGAUUUAAAUGUUGUCUUGUGUUGCUCAGGUGUGAAUGCAAAUUGUGUGUGACAAGGAGGUAGGUGGGAGGAGAGUGUAACAUUACAGGUAGGUUGUAACAUUCAGAAUAUUUUUCUUAAGUGACAAUAGUAACAUUUAGUGACACAAAUGUGACAGUAAGGCCUUGCCUUUUAAAAACUGUACAAAUGUCACUGAAGUCCACUUUAAUUUCUACCCUUUUGAUAUAAUAUAUUUUUAAAAAUUAGUUUGGAGUUGUCAUCAGCGAAUGCAAUUAAAUUUAAAAUAUAUGGGCAAAAUAUAAAGAAGUUAUUUACUGUUUGCAUAUUGUAAAAUACAUCUUCUCUCAACACACAACCAGCAUAUGAAUGAUGUUAUAACUGGAUAUGAAAACAUAGCCACAGAUAUUUAUAUGUGGCUUCCUAAUUUUCCAUUUCAGAUAUUUAAAAAAACCUGAAAUGCAACAGAAAAGGGGGUAGCUACUGAACCAGAAAAAAAACAACCAAUCUCACUGUGUCAGUAAAGUUAGUUUUUCUGUUCUUUCUUCCUUGUCAGUGUAGCAAAGAGUGUGCUAUUUGGAUUUUGGUACUUCAAGUUGGUUUCUUAAACACACACACACAAUACUGUAGAAUACAAAUACGUUGUAGAGCAGAGGCUAUGUUUGUUUUAUGCUCAGAAUUCCAGUAUUUAAAACAGUUAAUCAA
This is a messenger RNA of Sceloporus undulatus (fence lizard), 4302 nucleotides long. It is a transcript of the gene PPP1R17, whose product is annotated as protein phosphatase 1 regulatory subunit 17. Bases 87 to 554 code for a protein of 155 amino acids. Gene Ontology annotation, molecular function: protein phosphatase inhibitor activity. The transcript is spliced from 5 exons. Lineage: Eukaryota; Metazoa; Chordata; Lepidosauria; Squamata; Phrynosomatidae. Gene Ontology annotation, biological process: regulation of phosphatase activity. The record is from RefSeq and is a predicted model, not a curated record.